AUGGGUGGAUCCAAAGGUGACGUUGAAUCUGGCUAUAAUGUUAGGCAUGGCAAUAAUAACAUGGAUCAACUCUAUCCAACGAUGCUUGAGAGCCCCCAACUUCGUUGGGCUUUCAUUCGCAAGGUUUACGUCAUAAUCUCCAUGCAACUUCUUCUCACCGUCGCCGUCGCCGUAGCCGUCAUCUUCUACCGUCCGAUCCCGGAUUUUUUCGUUAAGACAACGGGUGGCCUUAUUGCCUACAUUGCCAUUAUCAUCUUUACCUUCCUACUUAUGAUCGCGUUGUACUUUUUACACAAGCGUCAUCCGGUGAACUUUCUCCUCCUCACGUUGUUCACAAUUGCGAUCGCGUUUUCUGUCGGACUCAGUUGUGCCUACACGAAAGGGGUUGUUAUUUUGGAGGCCGCAAUUCUGUGCUCUAUCGUGGUGGUUAGCCUAACUUUGUAUACAUUCUGGGCAGUGAAGAGAGGCUGGGAUUUCACCUUUCUUGGGCCUUUCCUAUUUGCUUCUCUCUUGGUUCUUCUUAUUUUUGCCCUCAUUCAGGUAUUUCUUCCGCUGGGUAAGCUUACAUUGAUGAUAUAUUCAGCCUUGGCAUCGAUCAUAUUCUGUGGGUAUAUAAUAUACGACACUAACAAUAUGAUCAAACAUUACACCUACGACGACUAUAUUUGGGCUGCGGUUGCUAUUUAUCUUGAUGUCAUCAAUCUUUUUCUCAGUAUUCUCAGUAUACUCAGAUUGAGUGACUAA
Molecule: messenger RNA, 744 nt
Organism: Morus notabilis
Lineage: Eukaryota; Viridiplantae; Streptophyta; Magnoliopsida; Rosales; Moraceae
Product: protein LIFEGUARD 4
Exons: 4
Coding region: 1-744 (247 amino acids)
Cellular component (GO): membrane
Source: RefSeq, a predicted model, not a curated record